CGAAUGCAGACUGAUUGUAAGGCCUACUCUGAAAUGGAAAAGCAUUUAGUAAGUCUAGAGAAACCCGAAGGCCUCUAUGAAGAGCUAAGCCAGUUAACUGGAGAUAAUGUGACAAAAUCUAGUGAUGUCAGUUCCAUAUUUAUAACAUUAUGGGCAGAGCAAUUAUAUGGCUUGAAAUUACCCGAUUGGACAAAAGUCUUAUAUCCCGAUAAAAUGCGUUUUAUGGCCGAACAAAGUUAUGUGGAUUUAGUGGCGACAACUGAAAUGAAGCGUAUAAAAGCCGGACCAUUUCUGGAAAUGUUGACAAAACAAAUGUUGGAUAAGGUAAAUGGAACGCUUAAGCCUACAGAGAGGAAAAUGUUUAUAUAUUGUGCUCAUGAUUGGACUAUAACCAAUAUUUUGAUUGGUUUGAAGGUGUGGAAAAGGCAAAUGCCUAAUUUUGCGGCUUUAAUUUUAUUUGAAUUGCAUCAAGAUAACGAGACUAAGGAAUAUUAUAUGGAGCUUUAUUUUCAAAAUGGCCCUAAAAAUACUUUAGAAUCUUUAACUUUACCCGGUUGUAGUUUUCAGUGCCCCUUGACUAAGGUUAUGGAACUGCUACAAGAUGUUUUACCCACCGCAACUUAUGAUGAAAUGUGUGAUAAUGAAUAGAGAGCAAUUAAGUUGUGCUGUUUCUAUUGAUUAAAAUAUAAUCAGUAAAUUUUGUAUUAACGUCACUUUUACUUUUUGCUUAAUAAAAACGGCGAAAUAAAUUUUUAAUUAAUUUUAAAUG
Messenger RNA from Lucilia cuprina (Australian sheep blowfly), 769 nucleotides. RefSeq names its product venom acid phosphatase Acph-1-like. The transcript has 3 exons. Gene Ontology annotation, biological process: dephosphorylation. The record is from RefSeq and is a predicted model, not a curated record. Lineage: Eukaryota; Metazoa; Arthropoda; Insecta; Diptera; Calliphoridae. Gene Ontology annotation, molecular function: phosphatase activity. Bases 4 to 648 code for a protein of 214 amino acids.